Messenger RNA from Silurus meridionalis, 5165 nucleotides. RefSeq names its product failed axon connections homolog, metaxin like GST domain containing a (gene faxca). Bases 503 to 1735 code for a protein of 410 amino acids. Gene Ontology annotation, cellular component: cytoplasm. The transcript is spliced from 6 exons. The record is from RefSeq and is a predicted model, not a curated record. Lineage: Eukaryota; Metazoa; Chordata; Actinopteri; Siluriformes; Siluridae.
CGUAUUAUUACCAUUUAUCUGUUUAAAACUGAGACAGUUUCCAUUGUAAACAACGCUGUACAAAAACAAAUCUUUUCCCCUCAGUCAGGAGCAAAACUCUGCAUGAUUUAGCUCUGCAGGGAAAAACACAGUUUUAAAGAUUUCCAUGUGUUUGUGGAGAACGAAUCGGCUUUUGUUGUGAUCGGGUGAAAAGGAUCUUUCCGAAGACUUGACUCAGCAAACCCGAUCCUUGACGCUCCACACGGAAGGGCGCAGCCUCCUCUGCGUGGUGACGUCACGCCCUUCCAGCAACAUCAGCAUCAGCAGCGGUGAGCAGGAGAAGGACAGGGACGCGGUGCUGGUGCUGGUCCUGGGGCAGGGGACGGACCCGGAUUGAAGGGAAGUGAUGUCCCUCUCUAAUCCGUUCCGCAAGAAAGCCAUGACCGAGGCCCCCGAGCAGCGCCCAUGACGCCCCGAGAGGCGACGCGGACCGGCGCCGGAGCGCGGAACGAGGAGCGCGGGGAUGGUGUACUGGCGCGUGGGCCUGGCGUGGAGCCGCUCGUGCGCGCUCGACCUCGGCCGCAACAAGAGCCUCCUUCCCCUCGGCCUCUGCAAUAGCCACGACGAGCAGCUCUCGUUUUAUGGCUACGUGGUCGCGUACCCGCUGCAGGACUACGGCGGCAUCAUGGCGGCCCUGGGCUCGGACUCGUGGUGGCGGAAGACGUUGUACAUCACCGGGGGCGCGCUGCUCGCCGCCGCCGCCUAUCUGCUGCACGAGCUGCUUGUCGUCAGAAAAGACCAGGAAAUGGAUUCCAAAGACACAAUUAUUCUCCACCAAUUUUCCAGGCCCAAGAAUGGUGUUCCCAGCUUGUCCCCCUUCUGCCUAAAGACGGAGACCUACCUGCGAAUGGUUGACCUGCCUUACCAGAACUAUUUCGACGGAAAGCUUUCUGCACAGGGGAAGAUGCCGUGGAUCGAGUACAACCAGGAGCAGGUGAGUGGCUCGGAGUUCAUCAUCGACUUCCUGGAGGAGAAGCUGGGCGUGAACCUGAACACCGACUUGAGUCCAGAGGAGCGAGCCAUGUCACGUGCCAUCACCAAAAUGGUGGAGGAACAUUUCUACUGGACGAUCGCCUACUGUCAGUGGGUGGAUAACCUCGAGGAGACCAAGAAGAUGCUGGCAGUGACCGGGCCGCUGAGUGACGCGCUGAAGUGGAUCCUGAGUCACAUCAACGGCGGCAUGGUGAAGAGAGAGAUGUACGGACACGGCAUCGGACGAUUCUCCAGAGAGGAACUCUACGCUCUGAUGGAGAAGGACAUGCGCACCCUGGCCACUCUGCUCGGAGAUAAGAAGUACAUCAUGGGCCCCAAAGUCUCCACAGUGGACGCUGCAGUGUUCGGUCACCUCGCCCAGGCCAUGUGGACUUUACCAGGCACGCGACCCGAGCAGCUCAUUAAAGGCGAGUUCAUCAACCUGGCCAUGUACUGUGAGCGCAUCCGGAGGAAGUUCUGGCCCGAGUGGUUCGUGGACGCCGACGACUUCUACUACGACAGCACGAGCGACGAGACUCACUCCCUGUCUCCGCUACUGGACCUGGGCCUGUUCUCACACACCGACGGCUUCCCCGAAGACGAGCCCAGCAGCCCGAGCCGCUCCAGCACCGCUCACUCGCUGGACAGCGACCGCACCGGACACUCGCUCUUCGACUCCGACAUGGACGGCGAGUACUCGGAGACGGAGCAGCUCAAGUGCUAACCUUCUUCGUGCGUCACGAUUCCACUUCUCAGGCGCGUCUAUCCUCCAUUAAGGGUUUACCUUUUUGACAAAGUGCAGCCAUGAACAUACAAAAAAACACCUGCAAGUAGGGCUGGGUAUGAUUCAUGCAUUAGAGUAUCUAUUUGAAAAAUUUUUUUUUUUUCCAAUAUCACAAGGACCGGCGUCACACGACACCUAGCCGUACGGACGUGAAAAAAAAACCAAAUCUAUUUUUGUAACCUUUUUCAUUUCCGUUGAAUGAAAUAUCGCAUCCACAGUUUCCGAGCCGCAUUGGUUAACAUCGCGAUACGUAUCGUGUAUCGUAAAUGUCCUCAGAUGUCACACUUUCUUGCCCAGCCCUACUUGCAGGGUAAGAACUAAUGGUAUAAAGGGAUCGAGGAAAAAAAAACACACAGAGAAUCUAAAGGAGCGAAUAAAGCCACCGCCGAUUCGUUCCCGCCGAUCGCCCUUCCUCCUCCACCUCCUCCUCCUCUUCAUCAUCAUCAUUGUUCUUCGUUCAACAAUAAAAACACAAAAAUACGUGUUGUAUGGAUUUGGAUAUACGGUAGGUUUUGGAAGGUCUUCGAAUCCCCUGGUAGCAAAAACUGGCAGAGAAACACAUUCGUCCCUUUAAAAAAAAAAAAAAAAACAAAAACAAAAAAAAAGGAAAGCAAGUGUCUAAAAUAGUGCACAAUAUGCCCAAAAGUUUGUGGACACUGCUCGGUAUGUGCUUUCAGAAAACACCUCAUUUCACACUGGUAUGUUGCGGUCGGACAAAUCGGACACUAAACCCGACAGAGGAGACGUGAAGCCUGGAGGGAGACGUGUUGUCUGGCGUAGGGGGUUGCUGAUGCUGCAAGUUUCAGAAGAAAUUGAUUCAGGUUCCUGCGUGUGAUUUUAAUGCACAGAACUCAAGGAAGGUUUGGGUGGUUUUUUUUGUUUUUUUUUAAUGAUGCACGUGUUUUUCAAACAGCACACACGUGUUAAAGGCCGUCCGUCUGUCUUUCAAAAACGUUAUAUAUUAAACUGGACCGCGCGCACACACUAGAGACUAAACUAAACCCCUAGAAUUAGAUAAAACCCCAAGACUCAACUAAACACUUAGAGACCAGACCAAACUUUAAAACUGAGACUAAACCCAAAUAUAAGAUCAAAAAUCAGAGAUUGGAUUAAAGCACUGAGAUUAGACAAAACCCAGAACAAAGUUAAAUGUAAAGACCAAAUUAAACCAGAAGAUUAGAUUAAGUGACUAGGCUAAACCUGGAUUUUAAACUAAAACCCAAAGAUUAGUCUAAACCUUGAAGACUAGUCUAAACCCCAGAGACUGGACUAAACCUAGAGGAUUGGUUAAACCCAAAGACUGGACUAAACCCUGAAUCAUUGUUCAAACCCUGAGACUGCACUAUACGCACAGACUAGACUACACCCCAGAGACUGGAUUAAAUGCCGGAGACAAGUCUAAACUCCGGAGACUAGUGUAGAUCCUGGAAAAAAGUAAUAAUCUCAAGUUUAAACUGAACUAUAAACAGAGACUAAACCCCAGACAAAAAUACAAUGUUAUUUCUCCAUAUUCACCAUGAACUGAUUCUAAUUGUUAAACUUGUGUGUGUUUGUGUGUGUGUGCGCGUGUGCGCGUGUGUGUGCGUGUGUAAGCCCCCCCAUGGGACGACUUACUUGAAAGUAUGUGCGAUCAUGCACGACUAUGACUCAUUCAUGCACCAGAUGGACACACACACACACACACACACACACACACACCGCACAGAAUUAUAGCACUUACAAGUCUUUGGGUUUUGAAUAACAGGUCUGUGCAAUUGUGUGUGUGUGUGUGUGUGUGUGUGUGUGUGUGUGUGUGUGUGUGUGUGUGCGCUUCAGCACACAGCCUUCAAAAUAUACCCGUCCAUCUUUAAUUCAGUGCCUGAUCGCAACCCGAUGUCAUUAAUUUCUCCUGUAUAUUUUUUUAUUGAUUUAUAUAUUGUUUAUUCAAAUGUUUGUUUGUUUGUUUAUUUGUUAAUUUUUUAAUCGAUUUGAAACGAGGUGUACACAUGGUACAUGGCGGAGGGCGGUUCACACGCGAGGGUUUCGAGGACUGAUAUAAUCCUCGAUAUAGGCCAAAUAUUGUAGUGUGUGUGUGUGUGUGUGUGUGUGUGUGUGUGUGUGUGUGUGUGUGUGUGUGUGUGUGCACUGCACUGCACUGCACUGCACUGUGUGCUCGAGAAAUAAUUUUUAAUCGAUCAGAACACACAGUGUGGUCAAAAGUAUUCGGACACCUUCUAUUUGUGUUUCUUCUCCACGACGUUGGAGGCACACGAUCUUGUAGGACGUCUCUGGAUUUGCCAGCAUGACCUGAAAACACCAAACCUGUUCCAGCAUGAUAAUGACAACUCUGUGAUGCUUCACAUGGGUGGGUUAGAGUGGAAAAUCUCGAGAAGCCCAGGCCUCCUCACCUCCUCAUAUUUUGUAUCUGAACGAGAUGUGCAAUUCCUGACUCUUGAAAACGAAAGUUCUUACACGGUUCUUUGUCAACGUGCACGGUUGUAUGAACCUUUCCAUCACACAGAAGGUUCUUCCAUAGUGGGAAAAAAAAGUUCAUCAGGCUCAAAAGUUUGUGGACACUUGAGCAUAUGAUUCUCAUGAACAUCCCAUUCCACAUUUAUACUCCAUGUGCCCUUAUAAUACACUCCACUCUUCCGCCAAGAUGUUUUACUAGAUAGAUUUUGAGAAGCACUGUAGCUCAUUCGGGUAAAAGGGUGUAACUUAAGUGAUUUAGGUUGAGCCGAGGAGGUCUUGGGGUGCAGAAGAAAUUUCCCCCAAACUGUUCAAUAUGGAUUUAGAGCUCUACAGUGGGUCACUCAAGAUCUUCCAAUACGAAGCGUAUCUUCAUGGAACUUGUGCAAAGUUUGGAAGAUCUUUGGGUCUGUUAGUUCUUCUAGGAAAAAGUUGCCAAAUUUUGUGGAAACAGUUUGGAGAAGAAACAGAUACGAAAUAUGGAAAAAGUCGAAUGCAUCUCCGAAUACUUUAGACAAAAAUUUUUUGGUCCUUUUCAACACCUCUAUUUUUUAAUAUGGAAAGCAAGCAAAAGUAAUCACAUCCCCAGAUGUGUGUGUGUGUGUGUGUGUGUGUGUGUGUGUGUGUGUGUGUUCUCUAGAUUUCAGAAAUGCAAUGUUUUUUUGUUUGAUGCUUGUCUAGACUUCCAGUGAUCCAGUGUACAUAUGUAUUAGGUAUGGGAUUAUUACAGGAUUAUUAUGGGAUUAUUGUGGGAUUAUUAUGGGAUUAUUAUGGGAUUAUUAUGGGAUUGUGUAUACGACGAAGAAACGGUGUACAAUAAGAUGAUUUUGGUUCCUCUAUGAGUGUAUAGUAACCUCGAGAUGAAUGACUGUGUGAAAACCAGUACUCAAAGAAACAAUAAAAUCUAGCUGUGCUAAUUUCA